UAACAUGCAUUCAAGUGAAUCCGCACAAAAACAGAAAUAUUUCGAUAAAAAAGUCAAUUUCAAAGAUAAAAAAUGAAUGUUCGUCAAGAAGUGUUGAUUGGUUGGUUCGGUAUCGUUUUGAACAUAUUAUGUGUAAUCGUUUUCGAAUCAACUGGCCUUGCUGAUGAUAUUAUUACAGGAUCAUUUGUGUACAAUUUGAUAGGCUGCAUCGUCUGGCUUGUUGGGCUCGGAUUGAAUUUUCCAUUACUUUUGCUUCUUGACUUGAUCUGGUUUGCAAUACCCUUGUCGAUUUGGGCUAUUCAUGUAUUAGGCAUAUUGUGUCGAGAUGGCUAUGGAGGACAAAGAAGUUACUCCUUCUUUUGGUCGGCAGUCUUCAUACUUGUUUUGAGUGCCAUUUAUGACUACUGGAUAUUUAAAAUUUAUUUUCACUUGAGAAAGUCCCGUCAGUCAAAUAAACAAAUUAUCACCUCGAAUCCACCGUCAUAUACAUCGGCAUCACUGACAAAAGCUGAAAAUGUUUAAUUACUCAAUAUUAAUGUUCUAUUACUCGAAGUACUAAGCAUUAAAAAAAAGAUUUAUUUUCU
Contarinia nasturtii (swede midge) is the source of this 584-nucleotide messenger RNA. RefSeq lists its product as uncharacterized. Lineage: Eukaryota; Metazoa; Arthropoda; Insecta; Diptera; Cecidomyiidae. The coding region runs from base 73 to 522 and encodes 149 amino acids. The record is from RefSeq and is a predicted model, not a curated record. The transcript has 5 exons.